CUGGUUUUAGACUCGGGUGACGAGAGCGGGAAGGCGCGAGAGGAGGCAGGCGCUGUCCUCGCUGCACAGAGGCGGGUCUGAGGCACGGCAGCGGCGCCCGGGGGGACCCUGAAUCUGAGUCGUGGACGGGGAUGCCCGGGUCCCGACCUGGUCCUCGGCUCCCGGCCCCGCUCCGCCCCCCGAGGCCGAUGGCGGCGGCCGCGCGGAGGGAGCUGGCUCAGGGAACAGCUGUGACGGGACGAGUCACACGUGGAAAGGCAGUCAUAGCGGUUGUGCCUUCCUUCUGAGGGCGCUGGUGGCUACGGAGGGUUGCGAACAGGAACUCCAUCUGUUUCUCAAAGUGUUCCAGAGGCUUCUCCGGAAAACAGACUGGGAUAGGGGUGAUGAGGUUGGAGACAAGGAGACCUGUGAGGAAGUCAGUACAAUAGACUAAUAGUUCUGGUGGGGACCGGACCAUGAUGGUAGUUGUGGCGGUGGGGAGGGGAGGAAUGAUCAGAUCUCUGAUGGGUUGUAAAAACUGAACAGACAGGAUUUCCUGCUGCAUCAGAUGUAGCUGUGAGAGAAAGUAGGGAAUGAAGGACCAUCCCGUUUUUUUCGAUUUGCAUUUUUGUCUGUUGUUUCCUUACUAUCUGGAAGGAUGGAGAUGGGGAAGUGGACACAGGGAGCAGGUUUCAGGGAAAAGAUUAGGAAUGGGAUUUUGGACAUGGUAAUCCUGAGAUAACCUAGAGGAGUGAGUGAGUGAGCAAGUGAGUAGUCUGCUCACUCACAUCUGGAUUUCUCCGGAGAGGGCUGGAGGUAUCCAAGGGAUGGUGGGUAGUGGCCUGGACCAGGGCAAGGUCGGGCUCAUAUUUAGGAGGAGAAUCUUAAAGUUUUUAUUUCAGAUGGGCCUGCAGGGUGGGGCUGCCUCCGGAAGGCUGGAUUCCUGUGGUCCAAAAUGGUUCUAGCUGGUGUGUGCAGGAGUGGAGGGUUAUAGGGUGUAAGGAUCCAGGGCUGGGAUGGAGACUGAGAUGUUCCGUGGUGUAGAUUUCCCACUCCAGGCUCAGCAGGCCCACAUGUCUACGCUUUGUGGAGAAAAGGAAAGCUCAGCCAGGCUAGUGGAGAACCCCCUUGGUGCCUAAGUUCCCGCAGCCUUCAGGGCAGGAGGGAUGAGCAACUGCUGCAAUGGAAAGGCCUCCAGCAAGACUGCCUUCAGAAUAGUACAGCAGGCAGCCACAUUGCCAACAGGACUAAGAUCUGCUCGGGUUCCUCAGGCCCAAGCUCCCAGUUUAUUAACUUAUUCCUGUGGCUGCGGAAUCACUUCCAUACCAUGCAGAGGGUCACGUGACCUUUGAGGAUGUGGCUGUGUACUUCUCCUGGGAGGAGUGGGGGUUCCUUGAUGAAGGCCAGAGACUCCUAUACCACAAUGUGAUGCUGGAGAACUUUGCACUGAUGGCCUCUCUGGGACUUGCAUCUUCCAGGACCCAUGAAGUUACCCAGUGGGAGCGGUGGGGAGAGCCCUUUGUGCCUGCCUGUGGAGUCAUGACUGCAGCAAUGCCAAGAGGUUGUUGGCAUGGAGCAGAGGUUGAGGAGGCACCUUCUGAGCAGAGUGUUUAUGUAGGAGUCCUCAGAGCAAAGCUUCACCAAUACCAGAAGCUGCACUGUGGAGAGAAACUCUUAAGAAAAGAGACAGAGGAGGGUGAGAAGGACUCCCCAACUACCUCUGGUCUUCUCAGGCAUCAGCUGGCUCACAGCGGAGGGGAGUCACACAGGAGCACUGAAAGCGAGGAGGCCUUUCACCCUGUUAAAAGGCAUUACAAAUGCGGCGAAUGUGGGAAAGCCUUUGGUCAGAAAUACUUACUUGUUCAGCACCAGAGACUACACACUGGAGAAAAGCCUUAUGAAUGCAGUGAAUGUGGGAAACUAUUUAGCCAUAAAUCUAACCUUUUUAUACACCAAAUAGUUCACACUGGUGAAAGGCCUUAUGGGUGUAGUGAAUGUGGAAAAUCCUUUAGCCGCAAUGCCGACCUCAUUCAACACCGCAGAGUUCACACUGGAGAAAAGCCUUUUACGUGCAGUGAAUGUGGAAAAGCCUUCAGGCAUAAUUCCACACUUGUUCAGCAUCACAGAAUCCACACUGGAGUAAGGCCUUAUGAGUGCAGUGAAUGUGGGAAAUUCUUUAGCUUUAACUCAAGCCUCAUGAAACAUCAGAGAGUUCACACUGGAGAAAGACCUUAUAAGUGCAGUGAAUGUGGGAAAUUCUAUAGCCACAAGUCAAGCCUUAUUAAUCAUUGGAGAGUUCACACUGGAGAAAGGCCUUAUGAGUGCAGUGAAUGUGGGAAAUUUUUUAGCCAAAGCUCUAGCCUCAUGCAACACCGAAAAGUUCACACUGGAGAAAAGCCUUUUAAGUGCAAUGAAUGUGGAAGAUUCUUUAGCGAGAAUUCUAGCCUCGUUAAACACAAGAGGGUUCACACUGGAGCAAGACCUUAUGAGUGCAGGGAAUGUGGGAAAUUUUUUCGCCACAGCUCCAGCCUUGUUAAACAUCGGAGAAUUCACACUGGAGAAAUGCCUUAUGAGUGCAGUGAUUGUGGAAAAUCGUUUAGCCAGCGUUUCAACCUCAUUCAACACCAGAAAGUUCACAGCGGAGAAAAGUCUUGAAGGCAGCUAAUGUAGAAAAGCCUUUAACCAAAGGUCUGCUCUGAUCCAUCAACAGAAACUUCACAACUCAGAUAGGCCAUAAGAAUACAGUGACCAUGAAGAAGGGCUUCAGCCAAAGGCUUCACCUUGUUCAGCACCAUAAAGUUCAGACUGGAGGAAGGCCUUAGGAGUGCAGAGCAUGGGCUGUCUCCUAGUCAGCCUAACUUAAAACAGAGAAGCUCUGUGAGUAGCCUUUAUGAGGGAGCCAGCAAGUGAACAUCAUUCAUCCAAAUAUGCACACUGGCUGCAGGAUGAGAGUUGCUGACAUCCUGCCCCUCCUCAGAAGAUAGCGCUCUGCCUGGGACCUCUAGGGAGAGAGAGCCCUGUGUUCUUGGCUGUAUCAGGCUGGAGUGAUGUUUUCAUCUGUCUGAGUUUGGAGGGAGGAGAGAGGGAGUGGUCUUGGUUCAAGUGCGACUGGUGCUUGCUGUUUUUACUGAAUAUUAGGUUUUCUUGAAUAAAUGUUUCUUCAUCUGCUGUAUACCCUUAGGACCAUUUCCAGAGACUUUAAAUUGUGUUUUAUAAUUUUCACCAGUUUUAAUGGGCAGCAGGCCCACAGAGCAUCUCACACUGUCAUGCUGGAAGCUGGUCCAAAUAUUUAACUUUUUAAGAAACUGCCAGAUUGUGUUCUAAGUGGUUAUGCCAUUUCACAUUUCCUCUUGGAGUAUAUUAGAUUUUCAGUUUUUUCACAUCCUUGUUGACUGUUGUGUGUAAGAUGUGGGCUAUUCAUUUUAGCCAUUCUAGUAGAUGCAUAGUGGUAGUUCAUUAUAGUUUUAAUUUGCAUUCUCUAAUGGUCAGUGUUGAGCAUUUUUCCCUGUUUACUUGCUAUCCAUGUAUCUUCUUCAGUGAAUUAUCUGUGCAUAUUUUUGCCUGUUAUUAAAAGAAUUGUUUUAUGAUUUUUUAA
Equus quagga is the source of this 3574-nucleotide messenger RNA. RefSeq names its product zinc finger protein 773-like. Gene Ontology annotation, molecular function: RNA polymerase II cis-regulatory region sequence-specific DNA binding; DNA-binding transcription factor activity, RNA polymerase II-specific. Gene Ontology annotation, biological process: regulation of transcription by RNA polymerase II. Lineage: Eukaryota; Metazoa; Chordata; Mammalia; Perissodactyla; Equidae. The transcript is spliced from 6 exons. The coding region runs from base 1408 to 2634 and encodes 408 amino acids. The record is from RefSeq and is a predicted model, not a curated record.